ACACACUGUACACCGUCAAGUCCUGUGGGAGUCUUAUUCGAGCGACCCAGCCGCGCACGGAGGCUCCGGUCGCAGUCUCGAUAUUUCCAGCCACUUUCUGUUUCGCGGAGGAGGGCGCGGGAAGAUGACGAUGUUCCACUUCUUCAAUUGCGCCAUCCUAACGUUCGGCCCUCACGCCGUCUACUACUCUGCGACGCCGCUGUCCGAGUAUGACACAAUUGGAACUUCAGUGAAGGCUGCUCUUGUUUAUCUAGGAACAGCGUUGGUGAAGCUUGUUUGCCUUGCAACUUUUCUCAAGGUACCUGAGAAUGAUAGCUUUGACCCGUAUCAGGAAUUAUUGAAAGCCUUGAUAGGUCUUAUAGAUGUUGCUGGGCUUUACUUUGCAUUAACUCAGCUGACUCAUAGGAACAUUUCCCAGAAUCAUAAGUUUCAAGCUGUGGGACUUGGAUGGGCAUUUGCUGAUUCUAUCUUACACAGGCUAGCUCCUCUUUGGGUUGGAGCCAGGGGCCUGGAGUUCACGUGGGAUUACAUCCUACAAGGGCUUGAGGCAAAUGCAAAUCUGGUGCUGACUCUUUCACUUGCUGCAUUAGGAUCCUUGAUGUGGCUCAGGAAGAACAAGCCAAAGGCACUAAUCCCCAUCAUAUAUUUAUGUUCUGGGAUGCUUGCCACCAUGCCAUCUAUAACUAGCUAUCUGAGACGAAGUCUGGGGUGGCACUUUCCCAAGGUAGUGGGCUUCGAGAUAUUCUCUUCCAUUUUGAUGGCAUUCAUCAGCUGGCAGUUGUUCAGUGCCUGCCAGAGACCUUCCACUUGAUAAUCAAGUGAAUAAUACAUGGUUUUGCUGCUUGCGUGGAGCCCUCUUCCUGUCGUUGUCAUUCUUGCGUACAGAGAGUUAAGCCAUCGACAUUCUUUCUUAAUCUGUAACCAUUUGUAUCUGGAAGGUUGCUGCAUAUACCAAGAGCUGCUAGUUGUAUCAGUAAAAUCAAUACUGCUUCUUAUUCAACACAGACAUGCCGCUGUGCAUAUGACUUUUGUCCUUGGAUCAACAAUUUUGGUGAGGCGUAGAAAUCAGUCAGUGUGGUUAACUUUUGAUUC
Messenger RNA from Nymphaea colorata (pocket water lily), 1092 nucleotides. RefSeq lists its product as uncharacterized. The record is from RefSeq and is a predicted model, not a curated record. The transcript has 7 exons. NCBI's taxonomy places the organism in Eukaryota, Viridiplantae, Streptophyta, Magnoliopsida, Nymphaeales, Nymphaeaceae. The coding region runs from base 125 to 811 and encodes 228 amino acids.